AUGAAUGGCUCACCUCUAUUACUCCCAACCAAAAUGGUUCCCAGAAGGUUCUACACUUCCCCUGUGUACAUUAUACUAGCAUUACUAUUGAUAAACCUUGUAGCAGCCAAUGUCGUAUUUUUCUAUACGAGCCAUCAUUCGUCUCCGUUUGCAGCUGGUCCUCUCACAUCCGCAGAGUCAUAUUUGCUUAAACCUGGAGCAACUUUGCAAGGUUAUAUAGAUUCAGUAGAUGACCCAGAGUUUUGGGAAUCAUUUGCCAAUGAGUUGAAGAAUACAAAAUCUAAAGAGCUCAUCGAUAACUUGAGAACUACAAUAAAAAAUACCUACUACAGCCAAUUCCUUAGAGAGUUGCGCACACAGGUGUAUGAGGAUAAGCUGGCGGAAUUCACCAACCAGUUGAAGUUACAAAUUCAGUAUGAAAAGACAAAGGGUAUUUCAGAUUCAAUGACGAAGAGUUUCAGCAUAUUCGAUCAAUUGAAACAAGAGUACCUUGAAUCUCACGUUGAAGAGAUUAAAAGUGAGUUAUUAUCGGAAUUGAAGAAUUCUGAUGGUAAUGACAAGGUAGAGAAGGCAUUAGCGUCAAAGUUAGACAAGACAUCUUAUUAUCAAUACAUUUUGAACGACGUUCUUACUGCAAACUCUCCUGCAUUGCCUGGUAUUGAUAAAAAGGAGCUUGGAAAGGGCAUUCCUCCAAUCCAUUCAAAAUUUACAAGAACUCCAGCCUUCUCCUUAGAAGAAUUGUUCGCUGGCCAUGUAAAUUUAAAUGUAAUGAAAAUUCAAGACCUUAGACAGACACACGAAAAACUUGUUAACGUCUUAUAUCACUUAGAAGCUCCUCCAUUUGUGUGGGGAGAUGGUAUAGUGCUUUACAGUGGAGGCGAUGGAACUGAGCAUAGCUCCAACAAGUUUGACGACAAUAUCGCUCAGACUUUAAUCGUCUUAAGGCAAUUGAGAGAUACUGGCUCUAAGUUGCCUAUAGAGGUCAUUUUCCCUAUGAAUGACCUUGAUGUGUCCAUAUGCUCCAUGAUGCAUGACAAAUUCAAUGCCAAAUGUAUAUCAAUAGAAGCUCAAUUAAGUGCCGGUCCCAAAAGUCCAUUCAAGAAAUUAUUGGAUAGAGGGGUAUACUGGAAGCCAUUCGGUUUACUUGUUUCAUCUUUCGAUAACAUAAUCUCAAUUGAUUCAAACAAUAUUCCACUACAAAAUGUUGAUAAAUUAUUAUCAGCAAAAUCAUUUUUAGAAACCAAAUGGGUUAUGUGGCCUCAUCAUUGGCAGAAGACAACCUCACCCAUUUUUUAUAGAAUUGCUGGCAUGCGUAUGGAUGGGGAGUUAAUUCGUAGAGAUUGUUACACCAACGACAAAUCUUUCAUCGCUUAUAUUAAGGAAGAUAAGAAGAACCAAUGCAUUCACGAUAGAGAAGGGUUACCUUCAGCAACUACAGUGGAAUCAAGUCAAAUGGUGUUUUCCAAAAGAACCCAUUACCGUAGUUUUCUUUUAUCUUUAUACUACAAUUUGUUGGGUCCCAGUCACUACUAUCACUUGUUUUAUCAGAAUAGUGCAACUUUGGAAGAUUUGAACUUGGGUUUCAACAAGCCUGAUAGAGAAACUUAUGUUCCUGCUUUACACGUCUUUAAAGAGCAAUACCACUUGAUGAAAUACUUACCAGAAUCUAUUGGACCUAUUAAAAAUUCAAAUGAGCUCGAAAUUGAUAAUGCCUUACUACAAGCAGAUCCAGUGAUGGUUGAUGAUUUCUAUGAAAAAUGGAGAGUAUUCUUAGCAGACAAGGGUUAUGAUUAUAGAAUUCUGGCAUUUGAAGAUUCCGGAUUCACUCAAGAGUUAAGAGCAGAUUUUGUGAAGUCUCUUGCUCUGACCGAAAGAAAAACUACAACUGAUGAUAUGACAGGUGACAAAUCAGUUCUGCUAGUAUCCCAAAAUUAUAUAUUACCAAAGGCAUUCUUCAUGCAAUUAAAGAAUGGGUUUAUGAAAACUGUAUUAAAGGGUAACGGUCAGGAUAGAGUACUUGGUCCUUUAAACGAGUUUAGUGCUCUCGUCCAGAACCAAAAAGAACAAGUGGACUGGGAAUUGAAACUCCUGAAAUUGGUGCAGUGGGUAUCAUGUGAAGAAUUGAAAGAUGAAAAAUAUUGGAAAAGUAGUGGUGAUCUUGAUGGUUAUCCUGGAGAUACUUGUAAAAUAAUUGGCCAUUAUAUAAAUGAAAUAGAGCCAACAGUGGAAGUAAAAUAG
Messenger RNA from Dujonia railenensis, 2238 nucleotides. The record is from the annotation of a GenBank genome assembly. Lineage: Eukaryota; Fungi; Ascomycota; Pichiomycetes; Serinales; Debaryomycetaceae.